AUGUGUUCCAAGAAUAAUAGUAAUAGUAAUAGAGCAGAACCACUGCCAUCAAUGGAUGCUGGAGAUUCACAUAUACACAAGCAUGGACAUCCACAUCAUAAACAUAAUCAUACGGACAAUGAUGAUGAGGAUACUAUAAUGUCGUUAAAGGAUUUAAACAUUUCUGAUAAGAAGAAAUUAUCCACCGUCCUUCAUGGUAGAAAGGCAAGUACAUAUUUGAGAAUCUUUAGAGACGAUGAAAGUUUAACAGAAACAAAUGACUCUACAAGACAAAGAACCACCUCCAAGGGAAAGGAUAGAGAUGCUGAACUCAUACCUCCUCAUGAAAUAGACAGUAAUAAUCAGCGGCAUGAUUUAUAUCGCAGGAGAUCUAUAUCAAUUGCUACUCACCCCAGAUAUAGAGAACAAAAAUUACCAAUAAUGCAAAGAUAUAACGCCUCGGUUUUCCCAUCUUCCACUCCAACUUCACAAAUAAACAUGGAGAGAAAUGGUCAAAAUCAUCAACAAGCUUACAAUACUGGAAGAGAAGCGCACGUACCUUCUGAACCUCAACAUCCUCACUCUGUCGAUAAUAACAAUAACAAUGAUUCAUCCGAUAAGCAUUUGGAUUUAGAACAUGAACCUUUGAGUUUAAAACCAAUAUCAUCAGCAACUUAUUAUCCCCAUAAAUCAAAAUCGACAUCAAACUCAAAAAUAAAUUUAGACGAUGAUGAUAGUAACCUUAUUGUCAAUGAUAUUGAUCAAAGUGAUCUAACCAUUGGUGUUGAGCCUCUCGAGAAAAUAUCUUCCAAUGCGUCAUCAACAUUAUCAUCCUUAUUUCAAUCUAACAAUUCGUCUACUGCAGGGAGUGUGAUGAAUGGUUCAUCCCUCAGUAUAACUGAUCAGUAUGCGUCAUCUAGCAAAAUAUCAAUAUCAAAGUCACCCAUGAAUGGCUCUAAUGAAACCAUAUCUAAACAACCGAUAGCCAAUGAAGAAACUCAAAUAUCAAUGGAAAGUGAUGUUGAGAAACAAGAUAUGACCCCCGUCGCCCCAAUAGAGGAAGAAGAGGAGGAAGAGGAAGAAGAAGAGGAUCAAGAUAAAGAAUAUCCAUUAGCAGUUGAAUUGAAACCGUUUACCAAUAAAGUAGGCGGCCAUACUGCAAUCUUUAGAUUUUCUAAAAGAGCUGUUUGUAAAACGUUAGUCAAUCGAGAAAAUCGAUGGUAUGAAAACAUUGAAUUGAAUCAUAAGGAACUGUUACAAUUUAUGCCGCGCUAUAUUGGUGUGCUGAAUGUAAGACAACAUUUCUAUUCAAACGGCUCCAAUAAUGAUGAUACUGAUGCCGAAUUAAUGAACCAUGUCACCAAGGAUGAAGCUUGUGCUGUGAUAACUAGCGAUGGCAAGAAAGAUCGAAAGAAUUUCUCUAUCGAAAAUGAAUUAGUCGGUGCUCCACUACAGCAUAUUCAUUCUUUCCCUACAGACUCCUCUCCCAUUUUGUUUAAUCAUAAGAGAAAGUCUGAAACGCUGGAUUCUGCCAUUAUGCUACCUGAAGUUGUAAUUAAUGAUAAUAAACACAUAAUUCCAGAUUCCUUAUGGGGGAAAUAUUGGCAUUCUCCAAGUUCCAUACCAAGUGAUUCGAUGGUGUCUUCUCAUUCUUUAGAUGAUCUGGAUGUGAAUAUAAAUGAUAAUUCUCAUUUUCAAAGACGUGAUUCCGGUUCGACAAUGAUUAACACUGAAUUGAAAGACUUAAUCCUAAGAGAAGUAUUUGCACCAAUUUGUCCGAAGAAGAAUAGGAAGAGUAUCGUCAAUUCAAGCACGAAUGCAAAUACUACAAGGAAAAGUUCCACCUCACAACUCAAAUCAAGAUCCUCCUCCCAAGAUUAUAGAUGUGAUUCGAAUCCAUCCCUCAGAGCAAUUGCAACACCAACUUCUCCGCUAUUGAAGAAAACACUACAAGAAUCUAUAUCAAAUGCUAUUGAUUCAUCUAAUUCCGUCAUGGAUUUGAAACAAUUUCACAAGAAAGAAAUCGCCAGAGAAAAUUAUAUUAAUGAAAUACCUACCCAUUCAAAGAAAAAGGUUAGAAAUGAUUAUGAUGACCUAUCUCCAAACACAUCUCCUCGAAUGACCCAACAGGAAUUCCCUCAAGAUAUCCCUGAGAAUGGUGUGUUUGAGAUGGAACAAGAUUCUUCGAGUUCAACUCCACAGCAACAUACACCUGACUCCAAUGAAGUUACAAAUUAUAACCCUGAUGAUGAAAACGCACAGGAGGAACCUGAUACCAUUGUUUCAAAAUUUAUAUUGUUAGAGGAUUUAACAAGAUCCAUGAAUAAACCAUGUGCUCUUGAUUUGAAAAUGGGGACGAGACAAUAUGGAGUCGAUGCAAGACGUUCAAAGCAAAUAUCACAAAGGACCAAAUGUUUAAAGACCACAUCUAGAAAAUUAGGUGUUCGAAUCUGUGGGUUAAAGGUUUGGAAUCAAGAUUACUAUAUUACAAGAGACAAAUACUUUGGUAGACGAGUGAGAAUUGGAUGGCAAUUUUGUCGUACUUUAUCAAGAUUUAUCUAUGAUGGUGUCUCUAUUAGGAGUAUAAUUAAACAAAUCCCAAGGUUAAUUAAACAAUUAGAUACACUAAGUAAUGAAAUUGUUAAGUUGAAAGGGUAUAGAUUGUAUGGUUCCUCAUUGUUGUUAAUGUAUGAUGGUGAUAGUACUUCAAAGAGAUCACGUAUCAAGGUCAACUUAAUCGAUUUUGCAAAAUGUGUUACAAGGGAUGAUUUAGAGGAUGGAUUGGAAUCGGUAAAAAUUCCACCUAAGAAUCCUGACAGUGAAGACAGGGGAUUCCUAAGAGGCAUCAAAAGUUUGAAAUUCUAUCUCAUGUUAAUUUGGAACUAUCUAACCUCUGACCAACCACUUCUAAUGAACGAAGAUGAAUUAUCCAACUAUUUAAAUGAAAAUGAAGAAAAAUUUAGCAAGAGCUGGGAUUGGUUAGAUGACUUUGAUAAAGAGGAUGAAACAGAAUUUAAUGAUUCAGAGAGUGAUCUACGUAAGAAAUGGAGAAAAUAUGAGUUGAUUUUUGAUGCAGAGCCCAGAUACGGGAAUAAUGACGGUGAAGUCAGUGAUUAA
Messenger RNA from Naumovozyma castellii, 3096 nucleotides. RefSeq names its product inositol polyphosphate kinase KCS1 (gene KCS1). Bases 1 to 3096 code for a protein of 1031 amino acids. NCBI's taxonomy places the organism in Eukaryota, Fungi, Ascomycota, Saccharomycetes, Saccharomycetales, Saccharomycetaceae. The transcript has a single exon. The record is from RefSeq and is a predicted model, not a curated record.